Aspergillus thermomutatus is the source of this 3846-nucleotide messenger RNA. RefSeq lists its product as uncharacterized. Gene Ontology annotation, cellular component: nucleus. The transcript is spliced from 9 exons. The record is from RefSeq and is a predicted model, not a curated record. Gene Ontology annotation, biological process: regulation of DNA-templated transcription; DNA-templated transcription. Gene Ontology annotation, molecular function: DNA binding; zinc ion binding; DNA-binding transcription factor activity, RNA polymerase II-specific. Lineage: Eukaryota; Fungi; Ascomycota; Eurotiomycetes; Eurotiales; Aspergillaceae. Bases 1 to 3846 code for a protein of 1281 amino acids.
AUGGCGGAUACAGUCCCUUCAGCGAGUAGGCGCCGCGCCAAGCCUCAGCUCUCUUGCAACCUGUGCAGGCGACGGAAACUCAAAUGUGACCGCGAAUACCCCUGCGGUACGUGUUCAAAGCGAGGACUUGACAAAUCAUGCACGUACCCACCAAACGCCAUGCAACCCUCGAGUCCUGGGCGCCCAUCACCGAGCCUGCAGGCCCGAAUCCAACAGCUGGAAAACCUAGUGGUCAACUUAACGCAGACUAGUAAGGAUUCUACCGAUAUGCUAUCCCUCGCUCCAUCACAGGCGAACAGUCCCAUGCACAUGACGGAGAUUAACACCGAUGGGGUGUCCUCUCAAUCUGACUACGGUAGCAUGAAAGUUAACGACUCGGGAACCGCCAGCUACGUCGGUGCUGAUCACUGGGUCGCGGUUCUGGAUGGGAUUUCCGAGCUCAGAGACUAUUUUGAGACCGAGGGAUCGCAGCAGCAUACCCGACGGGUCUCUGACCCACCCUAUUCAGGGACCACGGGGCCGCUGCUGCUAUCUGGUUGUCCCCAAUAUGCGACCAAGGAGGAUAUUCUGGCUUCUAUGCCAGAGCGGUCCGAGGUAGACAGACUUGUGUCCUGUUACUUCAAUUCUUUUGACAUGUCCCCAGCUGUUCUACACAGGGUGGAAUUUCUGAAAGAGUACGAAGGGUUCUGGAGAUGUCCCUCCGAGACGUCGAUCAUAUGGCUAGGUCUACUCUUCGCUAUCAUGUGCUUAGCAGCGCAAUUCCAGCGAUUCAGGUUUGAUUCGGGCCUGCAGCCAAUGAUAUCUACCAAGCGAGACCCUCAGAUGAUGGUGGAAGCUUUCAGGGCCAAUAUCGUCCAGUGCCUGAUCCUUGGAAAAUACCACAAGGGUGGACCAUACGUGUUGGAAACAUUGAUCCUAUACUUCACCUGCGAGCACUUCCUCUGCAAAGAUGCCGAGAUUGGGAUCUGCCUUUUACUGGGAAUCAUUGUUCAGCUAGCUAUGCAUAUGGGCUUCCAUCGGAACCCCAAGCACUUUCAAGAUCAAGGAAUGUCCCCCUUCACGGGGGAAAUGAGACGGCGCGUGUGGGCUACCAUCAUGGAGCUGGACCUGGGGAUCUCGGCACAGAUGGGCCUUCCUCGCCUGAUCAAACCCUGGCAGGCGGAUACGGAGGAGCCCCACAACUAUCUAGACAGUGACUUUGACCAACACACGACAGAACUCCCCAGAUCACGCCCUGAUACCGAAAAUACGCCAAUGCUCUAUCGACUGUCUAAGUCACGUAUGAUGUCCACUCUGGGUCUCAUUCUAGACCUUGGCUCAGAUACUCGGCAGCACAAGUUCACCUACUCCGACGUCUUGAAAAUGGAUAGCAAAUUGAACGAAACGCAUAAUUCUAUACCUGAAUGUCUGAAAUGGAGAUCAAUGGCGCAUUGCAUUACUGACUCCCCGCAAAUCAUCAUGCAAAAACUUUUCCUGGAUGUCAUAUUCCACAAGGCAAAGAUCGUCCUACAUCGAAAGUUUCUUACCCGGCCACAAGACCAGUAUGAUUAUUCUCACAGGGCGUGCUUGGACGCAGCGCUACAAAUCUUGGAAUACCAGCAUAUUCUGGAUGAAGAGACCCAGCCCUUCUGCCAAUUGUACCAGGAACGCUGGCGCGUGUCCUCGCUGGUGAAUCAUGACUUCUUGCUUGCAGCGAGUGUACUUUGCUCGUAUCUGCAGCAGAACAGUGCGCCCCAGGGGGAAGCGAACACCGAACCGACAGAGAAAAUCUAUGGAGUCCUCAAAAGAUCUUAUGAUAUCUGGAUGCGCUCCAGCUCCUCACGAGAAGCACGAAAGGCCACCCGUGCGUUGGCCGUUGUUCUUCGAAAUCGCCACGCCAUACCUUCACCGUCGGCGAAUUAUGAUACUAUGUCCGAAGCCUCGCCAUUUGUUUAUCCGCCUAGUGAAGCAUUCAUGCAUACUUCAGAUUUUGAAGCGGAUUCGAGUUUCUCAUUCCCCUUCUUCGGCUCCCAAACACCGGGAAAUCUCACGAGUUCCAUGUUUAUGUCGCCCGAUCAGCUUGCAAUAUACUCCAUGGCCAAAGGUACCCGUCAAGGUGACAUUGAGCCCAGGCCUAUCCACCAAGAGGACCUCUUCGUGGGGGAAGAUACGCUGUAUGGAGGAUGGCCUCACCCGAGUAUCUCCGAUCUCUCUGCGGCUUUUUCACCGCUCGACGGGCAGGCUUCACAAUGGAUUGAUCUGCAGGGGGAGGGAGGUGAGAUGCCAGCAGCGUUGAGCGUAUCGCCGAAUGUCCCCUCAGACAACGUUCAGGCAGGUAUCUCAAGCAUCUCCGACAGCAAGGGCCCAGACACAGUACUGCAACUGUCAAUGCUGGUUGCUAAGAUCAACGAAACAAUAAAUACUCUGCAUAGACGUAGUUGGGCCACCGUCAACAACGCCAGCGACCUGGAUAACUACCCGAUAGGAAGCGUCCUGCAACUGUCUCGAGACUUCACCUAUAUUCUUCGAGGAAUGCAGCAGACAACACUGCUUCUAUCACCCGAUCUCGACGGUAACGAUCCUGUGCCCAAUCCCCGCAGACCUCAGCGAGAGACCGCCAGGGAGACAUUUUCCAGCGCUUCACAGGCGUCUCGGACGAGAUUGAAUGCAAAUAUCCUCACUGACGCUGAUGCAAGGCCUCUGGGGCUUACUGGAGUGAAGGGGAUCGGGAUAUCAAACGAGUUGCUGAUCAUCAGUUGUUACAUCUCCCUGACAAAUCUGUGCAGCAUUGUGUUGGAUCACUUUGAGAGUUACAUCCGCUUGCAAUCCGAGGCCGGGCCAAAGAGGGGGACCACGGUGGCUGAACCCUUCCAGAGUCCAGAUAUUCGGCUCAGAGAACUACCCUACGCAGGAGAGAGAUGGAGCAAAACUUGUACGGCUAUCCAUCUGUUGCUGGACGCUCUCCAAUCGACAGCAGAAGCUAUCGGGAUUUCCGAUUUUCUAGGUGAAAUACAACUCACAGGCCCCGACGACUCUGCAAUCAUGUUUCGGAAGCAAGAUAACGAGGCCUGCGCAGAGGUUAUUGGAGAGUUUGCGCAGAGUGUACUGAAGAUAGGGCUCUUUCGAAAGGGCCAGGAACCCACCCCGGACCCAAACAGCGAAUCCCUCCUCGCCUUCACAGGCAACUUCUAUGAACGCCAACGCAAGAACGAGCUCAUCAACUGCAUGAAGCGGGAGAAUGGCUUCAGCCGGCCCCGGCCGCUCGGCUCCAUCAGCGACGAGGAGCUGGAUUCCUUCGCGGGGGUGUUCAUACCCAGGGGACAUGCGCCGCUCAAGGAUCUGGGUGGUGAUAAGGAGGUUGGGGAUGGGUUGUUUAUAUAUAAGGGGUAUAAGAUCAUGUGCUGGAGCGAUGCGGAGGAGAAGGUCAUGGAGAUAAUGUUUAGUGGGGAGAUUGAGAAGGUGGAGUUGGCUCUGCGCAAUGAGGGGGCUGAGAUGAUUGAGGGGGGUAAGGAGAAGGCUGGGAGUAUUACUGUUGACCAUGAGUUGGUGACAGAUCUCUCGAAAGGCAACUCACCAGCAUCCCAUUGCGGCAGCUUGCAAUCGACUACCAACUACGUCAACAGCGCUCAUUGGGCUGCUGUUCUUGAUGGGAUUGCUGAGCUGAAAAACCAUCUCAACGAGGAAGGAGAAGUGCAAGAUGAUACUCCACUGGAUGAGCUCUCUUUUGCUGAGCGGGGCGGUCCGCUCCUUUAUGGGUGUACCGGGCUUGCGACGAAGGAAGAGAUUCUGGCGACAAUCCCAGAGCGGCUGGUUGUCGAUCAGUUGAUUUCACGCUAUUUCAAUUCAUUCGAUAUGUCCCCAGGUUAG